Neurospora tetraspora is the source of this 2485-nucleotide messenger RNA. Its product is annotated as cytochrome P450. Bases 284 to 2035 code for a protein of 583 amino acids. Gene Ontology annotation, molecular function: monooxygenase activity; heme binding; oxidoreductase activity, acting on paired donors, with incorporation or reduction of molecular oxygen. NCBI's taxonomy places the organism in Eukaryota, Fungi, Ascomycota, Sordariomycetes, Sordariales, Sordariaceae. The transcript has 4 exons. The record is from RefSeq and is a predicted model, not a curated record.
GCAUUAUUGAGAGGAGAAGAUCAAAGACGAACGGGUGGCUUCCAUACCACCCCCUUCGAGAAUGGAAGUGCGGAUAAGAAAAACGCAUGGCAUGGCAGUUGCCGUGGAUGAGGCUUGCUCCUUCCGCUAGCCAUGGACGAACUUGCUCGUCUGAUAAUUUCCGGCUUCAUAAACCUCUCCGUCCCCGUCAUAUUCUGCGACAUAAACACUCUGGCUGGAUAUCCAGACAGUAGUCCUUCGUUCUUCGAGUUUCCUAUGCGGUGAUCCCAAAACCUCAACAACCAUGGCCCUAACAGCCCUUCUCCCAGACCUCACCACCUCCUCAUCCCUAACUCAAACCCUCCUCACCACUCUCCUCCUCCCCCUCCUCACCCUCUACACCAUCUACAUCGCCAUAUACCGCCUCUACCUCAGUCCCCUCGCCUCCAUCCCCGGUCCCCGACUCGCCGCGCUGACACAAUGGUACGAGUUCUACUACGAUGUCAUCCUGCACGGCCAGUACACCUUCAAGAUCAUCGAGCUGCACAAGCAGUACGGGCCCAUCAUCCGCAUCAAUCCCUGGGAGGUACACAUUGCGGAUCCGGAUUUCCACAGGGAGUUGUUACCAACGAACACAAAUCGACGGAGACAUCGGACGCCUUUCUUCACGAAACAGUUUGGGGCUGAUGAAAGUAUCGUGUCUACCAACGAUCAUGAUCUCCAUAAGCUUCGGAGAUCAGCGGUCGGUCCGUUCUUUUCGAUGCAAAACAUGAGAGCGCUGCAGCCGGUUAUCGAGGAGAGGGUUGAUGCGUUGUUGGCCAGGCUUCGAGAGCAUGGGAAGACAAAGAAGGAGACGCCGUUGGAUAUGAUGUACCCGUAUUCAGCCAUGACUUACGACAUCAUCAGCGAAUAUUCCUUUGCCAAAUCUGAGCAUGCUGUCGAGGACCCCGACUUCCGCGCCGAGAUCACCAACGGGAUCUUGACCGGCUCCAACUACGGCAAAGUCUUCCAACACUUCCCUUUCCUCGUCCCCUACCUAGCUUCGAUCCCACCGCAAAUGCUCGCCGCCAUCUCCCCAUUCUACCGCACCUUUCUCCACCUCCGCGCCUGCAUCACGGUCCAGAUCGGCGAAAUCGAAAAGUCUCUCCGCUCCGAAGAAGGCAAAAAUGCUCAUCUCGACAUCCCACAUCCCACCAUCUUCCACUCCUUCGUCAACACCGAAGCGCUUCCUCCCGUCGAAAAGUCCGUCCCGCGGAUUGCCCACGAAGGUCACGUCAUUGUGCAAGGCGGCACAGUCACCACCUCAUGGGCCCUGACCAUCUCGACUUUCCACCUUCUGAACCAGCACACCACAGUUCUCGCCAAACUGCGCAAUGAGUUAAGGGAAGCAAUCCCAGACGUCAACGAGUCCGUCGAGCUCGCUCGGCUCGAGCAACUCCCCUACCUCCGCGCAGUAAUCAAGGAGAGUAUGCGCCUCAGCAUCGGCGCAUCGGGUCGGAUCACGCGCGUUGCGCCUGACGAGACGCUACGGUUCAAGCCCUCGAAGCUCUGUUUGCAAUGCUAUCCCGACAUGAAGACGACAACAGACAAGGAAAGGGAGUGGCUGCUUCCUCCCGGGACGGAGAUGUCGAUGACGAGUUACCAGAUCACUACGAACCCGGAGAUUUUUCCGGAUCCGCACGCUUUCGUGCCGGAGAGAUGGUUGGGAAAAGAGAACGAGAUGGGGAGGCUGGAGAAGUACCUGACGGUCUUUGGACACGGGGCGAGGGUGUGUUUGGGCAUGCAGUUGGCGCAUGCGGAGAUGUAUUUGAUGUUGAGUAAGUUGUGGAGGGUCUGGGAGGGUGGUCCGCAGGUUGGUGGUGUGGGAGGGGAUGGCAAGGAGGAGGGGGAGGAGGAGGAUAGCAAAGAAAAGGGAAGAAGAGAUGGUCAGACGGUGGGUAGGUUGAGGUUGGCUGAGGGAGUGACGGUUAGAGACGUGGAGAUGGCGGAGGACUGGUUCAUUCCUGUGCCUUAUAGAGGGAGUAAGGGGGUUAGGGUGUACUUUGAAAGCUAUUAGGGGGGAACGAACGGGUGAGCUGUGAAUGUUGUUAUUUGGGCAGACAGACCGCGGGAAGAAUCAUGGAUAGGUGUGACAGUUGAACAAAGAAUUUUCCUAUGCAUGCCAAUGCUUCAAAAGCUCCUUUUCCAUAGUAUCUUGCUCACAAGUUGGAACGCUGCUGCGCCGCCAUGGUGGAUCCCGAUCCCGGAGGGAUGGUGAGCUAGCUGGCGCGGGGCAAGACUCGGAGUUGACAGCAAUCAAGAGGACGAAUAGUGCUUAUAGCAAGAUUCUCUCUGGCACUGAUGUGAAAUGUGGAGGAGGGAGGUCAAGAUGAAGUAUGUAUGAUAGUCCGGAGGAAUGUGAAGAUUCCCUUUGAGAAGGAGGAGGAAAAGAAGGAGAAGAAGAAGGAGAAGAAUGAGAAGAAGAAGACCGAGUCGGCGGCACUUCCAUAUUCUGGCGGUGCCUUCG